AUGUAUCCGAUGGAUUCUGAUUAUCAUCGUCGUGGUCUGGUGGCGAGCGAUUCACCAGGCUACUUUGUUCGGCUGGAUAAACCGAGAGCUGUAGACGAUCUUUAUAUAGGCAAGAGAGAAAAGAUGCGUAGGUGGUUGUGUUGUGCUUGCCACAUUGAAGAACCUUACCAUUCUUCUGAAACUGAACACUUGAGCCCCAAACACCAUAAUGAUUAUGGUUAUCAGAAUAAGAAACCACCAGUUGCUUUGAGGCCUGAUGCUUUAAAGGAGAUUCCAUCUAUUGAUGUGCCUGCAUUGUCAUUGGCUGAGCUGAAAGAAAAGACCGAUAAUUUUGGGUCAAAGGUAUUGAUCGGUGAAGGAUCUUACGGAAGAGCCUACUAUGCAACCUUGAAAGAUGGGACGGCUGUGGCGGUGAAGAAGCUUGAUACUUCAGCUGAACCUGAAUCAAAUGUUGAGUUCUUGACUCAGGUCUCGAGGGUUUCGAAGUUGAAGCAUGAUAAUUUUGUUCAGCUGUUCGGUUAUUGUGUGGAAGGGAAUUUCCGUAUUCUUGCGUAUGAGUUUGCCACGAUGGGAUCUUUACAUGACAUUUUACACGGGAGAAAAGGAGUCCAAGGAGCACAACCAGGUCCAACGCUUGAUUGGAUCCAACGUGUCAGAAUCGCAGUUGAUGCAGCUCGUGGACUUGAAUAUUUACACGAGAAAAUUCAACCUGCGGUGAUACACAGGGAUAUUCGAUCUAGCAAUGUGCUUCUCUUCGACGACUUUAAAGCCAAGAUCGCUGAUUUUAAUCUAUCGAAUCAAUCUCCUGAUAUGGCUGCUCGUCUUCAUUCCACCAGAGUUUUGGGAACCUUCGGUUACCACGCACCAGAGUAUGCGAUGACUGGUCAACUGACACAGAAGAGUGAUGUUUAUAGUUUUGGUGUAGUGCUUUUGGAGCUCUUGACUGGUAGAAAACCCGUUGAUCACACGAUGCCUCGUGGUCAACAAAGUCUUGUCACUUGGGCCACUCCAAGGCUGAGUGAAGACAAAGUGAAGCAAUGUGUUGAUCCAAAACUCAAAGGAGAAUAUCCUCCUAAAGCUGUUGCAAAGCUCGCGGCUGUUGCAGCGUUGUGUGUGCAAUACGAAUCAGAGUUUAGGCCGAACAUGAGCAUUGUGGUAAAAGCUCUUCAACCAUUAUUGAGGUCAUCACCAGCAGCAGCUGUUCCUUCCCAGGAAACUUGA
Arabis nemorensis is the source of this 1221-nucleotide messenger RNA. The record is from the annotation of a GenBank genome assembly. Lineage: Eukaryota; Viridiplantae; Streptophyta; Magnoliopsida; Brassicales; Brassicaceae.